AUGCAUCGACUUUUCGGCUCCAACAAGAAGACACCAAAACCGACUCUCACAGAUGCCAUCACGGCUACCGAUAUGCGAGUCGACGCCGUCGAGGUCAAGAUCCGCAAACUGGACGCAGAGCUAAUCAAAUACAAGGACCAAAUGAAGAAGAUGCGCGACGGACCAGCAAAGAACUCGGUGAAGACAAAGGCGAUGAGGAUCUUGAAGGAGAGAAAGCUGUACGAGAGUCAACGGGAGCAGCUGCAACAGCAGUCAUUCAACAUGGAGCAGGCAGCGUUUACGACAGAGAACCUGAAGAACGUCAUGACAACUGUCGAUGCCAUGAAGACGGCCAACCAGACGAUGAAGCAGCAAUACAAGAAAGUCAACCUCGACAAGAUUGAGCAAAUGCAAGACGAGAUGGAGGAUAUCAUGGACCAGGCAAACGAGAUUCAGGAGACGCUAGGCCGGUCGUAUGGAGUACCUGACGAUAUCGACGAGGACGAACUUGAGGCAGAAUUGGACGCUCUGGGUGACGAAAUGUUUGAUGAGGAGGAGCCUUCGUACUUGGAGGACGAGACCCUCGACCUUCCCACUGCAGAGACAACGGAACCCCAGGCUGAGCGCUUGGACGAGUUUGGACUGCCAGAGGGUCCUCUCAAGGCGUAG
Linnemannia hyalina is the source of this 648-nucleotide messenger RNA. The record is from the annotation of a GenBank genome assembly. NCBI's taxonomy places the organism in Eukaryota, Fungi, Mortierellomycota, Mortierellomycetes, Mortierellales, Mortierellaceae.